Molecule: messenger RNA, 738 nt
Organism: Gastrolobium bilobum
Lineage: Eukaryota; Viridiplantae; Streptophyta; Magnoliopsida; Fabales; Fabaceae
Product: DNA-directed RNA polymerases II and V subunit 8A-like
Exons: 4
Coding region: 116-538 (140 amino acids)
Biological process (GO): DNA-templated transcription
Cellular component (GO): RNA polymerase II, core complex; RNA polymerase I complex; RNA polymerase III complex
Molecular function (GO): DNA-directed RNA polymerase activity
Source: RefSeq, a predicted model, not a curated record
UCCUAAUUCUCACUUCUCUCUUCCGCGUCUGCGUACAAAUCUCACUCUCUUCCUGUAUCCCUAUCUCCGUCGCCGUCGCUCCGCCGCUCGCACCCCGAAGUUCGGGCUUGGAAGGAUGAGCGAGAUUCUUUUUGACGACGUUUUUAAGGUUGAGGAUAUAGACCCAGAUGGUAAAAAGUAUGACAAGGUUUCUCGGAUUGUAGCACGAAGUGAGAAGCGUGAUAUGUACAUGCGUCUAGAUGUAAAUACAGAGAUUUAUCCUAUGAAAAAAAAUGAAAGAUUCUUGAUGGCUUUGUCUCCAUCACUUGUUUUAAAUACCAAGGAUGGCUCAGUGUCAAUUCAAGACAAGUUUGAAUACAUCAUGCAUGGAAGGUUGUAUAACAUUACAAAUGAUGGAUGUUCAAAAUCUCAGCUUGAAGUGGAGGUAUAUGCAUCGUUUGGUGGGCUGCAGAUGACGCUGAGAGGGCAUGCUUCCCAUUGUGUUAAGUUUGCAGUGGAUCAGAAGUUGUUUUUGCUAAUAAGGAAGGUUGAAAGUUGAACUGCAGAUUAUGUUGAGGAUGAGGUGAAAAGAUUAACAUGCUAGCAUUUUAGGUUCAAGUAAUUGUUUAUGAUCUUGUAUAAGUAAUUCUAUAAAAUGAUUUCAGUAGAAUGUAUUUUAUAAGAAUGGGUUUUGUGUUUUGAAUGUUUCUCUUAAAGCUUUUUUUUUUUUUAAAUAUUAUUCAGAUAAAAUUACUUGUA